Messenger RNA from Macrobrachium nipponense, 4456 nucleotides. Its product is annotated as zinc finger protein 260-like. The record is from RefSeq and is a predicted model, not a curated record. Lineage: Eukaryota; Metazoa; Arthropoda; Malacostraca; Decapoda; Palaemonidae. The transcript has 7 exons. Gene Ontology annotation, cellular component: nucleus. Gene Ontology annotation, biological process: regulation of DNA-templated transcription. Bases 19 to 2256 code for a protein of 745 amino acids. Gene Ontology annotation, molecular function: protein binding; histone methyltransferase activity.
CAUAAGUCAUCUGGAGUUAUGAGUAACAUAUUAAAUGUAAGGGAAGUAGGUACCUCAACUCGCCCAUCUUUACAAUCUUCCUCAUUGUUCAAGGUAAAGAAUAAUCGAAGAUGUGCUAUUAGAAUGGGAUUCAACAAACUUCCAUCAUCAAGAUGUAGGACAGUUUUAAAUGCUAUUCAAGAAAAGCCAACAUUGAGUAUUGGCCAAAGAGAUGUUGCUCAUCUGUGGACGACUGCUAAGUUAGAAUAUGUGCCUAAGGGUUUUGUAAAGGUGGUGCCUUUGCCUCCUGUAACUUCAGUUAUGAACACUGACAAAUCCCAGGAAGUUGAGUCACAGCCUCUUCAUUUAGGAAAGGAGAACAUUAGGCCAGGAGUCAGGAAAAAUCCAAGACGGAAAGCUAGUCUUCUUGUUAGAAGCUAUAAAGAGGCAGACAUUCGUGAAGAUGAUUAUAUUUAUUGCGAUGAGUGUAUGGAAAAUAGAGAAGGGGAGUGUCCAUUCCAUCCUUUUUAUCUCAUUUUGGAUGUAGUGGUGCCUAGAGAUGGUUCAGUGAAGGAUCGAGCUCGGCAGACAGUACCCUGGCCUUUGGCUAUUUGCCAGUCAAAGGUGAAGGGUGCCGGAUUGGGUGUUUGGACAAAUGAAAGCCUUCCAGCACAUCUGCUCUUUGGUCCAUAUGAAGGCCAUUUCCUCCCUAGUGUUGAACCUGGAGAAGAGUCUGGCUAUGGUUGGUUGGUGCGUUGGAAGAGUUCUUCUAGUGCUUGCAUUGAUGCCUAUGAUGAAAGUGUUAGCAACUGGAUGCGUUUUGUCAACUGCUCAAGAAAUGAUAGUGAAACAAAUAUAGGAGCAUUCCAGUACAAAGGCCUGAUUUAUUACAAAACUUUGAAGGAAAUUAAACGGGGAACAGAACUUAUGGUAUGGUAUGGAGAGGAAUAUGGCAAGGAACUUGGACUUUCAAGACUUGAAACUUCCCGAAGAGCACAACAUGAUGAUUAUGAAGGCAGGGAAUGUGGACGAUGUGGCAUUGUGUACUCCACAUCCCAGUACCUUUUGCAUCACCUCAAGUAUUGUCGACAGAAGGUUAUGCAGGAGUAUUCAAAUGGAGAAGAAAUCUUGUAUCCAAAUAAGAAUAAAGGGCCUUAUUGUACAGGCCAUAAUUUAGAUAGAAAAUCUGAAGAUUGUAUAAGUCAGUCUUUUUUGUCUAGUAAUGGUAUUUCAUGUAAUGAUGAAAAUUUAAAUGCUCUUAAAUGCAUAGAAAGCGGUACUUCUGUGUCGAUUCUUCAAAGGAAAGAAAAUUUCUUUGUUAAUUUUAACUCGGAAUUGAAGUUCUCAAAUAACUAUGGACAAAUAUUUUCGGAACAUAAGAAUUUAGAGAAGAGUGUGGGUAAUAGAAACACCCAGAAGAUAACUGAAAAAUCUUUAGGCCGUAUAGGUGAAAAGCCUAUCAAGUGUAAGGAUUGUGGCCAAAGAUUUUAUCAGAGUUGUAAUUUGAAAAUGCACAUGAGAAUCCAUACAGGUGAAAAGCUUUUCGAGUGUAAGGAUUGUGGCCAAAGGUUUUCUCUGAAUGCUGAUUUGAAAAUGCACUUGAGAAUUCAUACAGGUGAAAAGCUUUUCGAGUGUAAGGAUUGUGGCCAAAAAUUAUCUCAGAAUGGUCAUUUGAAAAGGCACAUGAGAAUCCAUACAGGUGAAAAGCCUUUCGAGUGUAAGGAUUGUAGCCAAAGAUUUUCUCAGAAUGGUAAUUUGAAAAGGCACACGAAAAUCCAUACAGGUGAAAAGCUUUUCAAGUGUAAGGUUUGUGGCCAAAGAUUUUCUCGGAAUGGUAAUUUGAAAAGGCACAUGAGAAUCCAUACAGGUGAACAGUCUUACGAGUGUAAAGAUUGUGGCCAAAGAUAUUCUCAGAAUGGUAUGAGAAUCCAUUCAGGUGAAAAGCCUUUCGAGUGUAAGGAUUAUGGCCAGAGAUUUUCUCAGACUAGUCAUUUGAAAAUGCACAUGGGAGGCCAUACAGGUGAAAAGCCUUUCAAGUGUAAGGAUUGUAGCCAAAGAUUUUCUCGGAAUGGUAAUUUGAAAAGGCACAUGAGAAUCCGUACAGGUGAAAAGCUUUUUGAGUGUAAUGAUUGUGGCCAAAGAUAUUCUCAGAAUAGGCAUUUGAAAAUACACAUGGGAAGCCAUACAGGUGAAAAGUCUUUCAAGUGUAAGGAUUGUGGCCAAAGAUUUUCUCAGAAUGUUCAUUUGAAAAGGCUCAUGAGAAUUCAUACAAGUUAAAAGCCUUUUGAGUGUAAGGAUUGUGGCAAAAGAUUUAUCGAGUUGUAAUUUGAAAACGCGCAUAAGAAUCCAUACAGGCGAAAAGUCUUUCGAGUCUAUGGAUUGUUGCCAGAGAUUUUUUCGGAAUAUUCAUUUGAAAAUACACAUUGGAAGCCAUACAGGUGAAAAGUCUUUCGAGUGUAAGGAUUGUGGCCAAAGAUUAUCUCAAUGUUCAUUUGAAAAGGCUCACGAGAAUCCAUACAAGUGGAAAGCCUUUCGAGUGUAAGGAUUGUGGCCAAAGAUUUAUCAGAGUUGCAAUUUGAAAACGCGCAUAAGAAUCCAUACAGGCGAAAAGCCUUUCGAGUGUAAGGAUUGUGGCCAAAGAUUUUCUAGGAAUGGUGAUUUGAAAACGCACAUGAGAAUCCAUACAGGUGAAAAGCCUUUCAAGUGUAAGGAUUGUGGCCAAAGAUUUUCAUAGAGUGGUCAUUUGAAAAGUCACAUGAAAAUCCAUCUAGAAUAACAUUAAGAGUAAAGAUUUUCUUAGUGGAGAUUUGAAAUAAUUUUUGAGUGAAGAUUCUUUGAAAAUAACUUACUGAAAUUACUUUGGUGACUCCACGGUGAAAGGUUUUAUGAACGUUUUCUCACUUUCUUUUUUUUUUUUUUAAUCCAGAUUUAUGUGAGAUGCCUUGAGUAUUGUAGAUGUCAGUGAAGGAUGUAUUUAAUAUUAUAUUAUCAGGUGAAAUUUCUAUUAAUUUAUUAAUGAGUUUUCCUUCUAAACAAUAAAGUUCAACAAAAGGUAUAGGUUAGUAUGGUUUUAUUGUUUACAUUGAGGUUGUUUAUCAAAAACAGUUUUUAAUUUGGGUAUUUUGAAGGAAUGUUUGAAGAAUAAACGUAUUUGUAAAGUAUUUCGUACGAAAAUUCUAUUAAAUGUAAUGUAUGAUAAGGAAAGCAAAUUAGGUAAACGUUAAUGAUAGAGGCGUAACAUCAUCUUUCCCAACUUGAAUAUAAGAUUUUAUUUAGUAAGGAUGUGUUUAAGUAUUUGUUCAACAUAGGUAAUAUUUUAAUGUAUUCGAUUUCAUGAACAUUUCGUGAAAAAAAAUUCUUAUAUUUUGAUAUUCGGAUGUUGUGCUUUAUUCAUUGGAAGGCUUUGUAGAUAAUAAGAAUCUUUUUGGGUAAGUUAUAUCACAUACUAAUGGGUUUCAUCACUUCCAUGGAUUUUGGAAUUAUUUGAGCCUUCAUUGAUAAAUAUAGGAUGGUUGUGGGAUUCAAUUAUUGUGUUAAACAUUCAUGGUAUAUAUUAGUUUGAUGUUCAGUGAUUUUAAUAAGAGAGAAUAGGAAUUAUGAUGUAGACAAACAUCUGUUGUCUCUCAGUAGUAUUGUUUGACUUUAUUAACGUCUCACCAAUGCCUUUACAUAUUAGCACUGUACUCCCCUCUCUCUCUCUCUCUCAUUACGUAAUACAUGUUUUAUUUUCAUUUUUCAUUGAAAACUGCAUUCCUUUUAUUCACCAGAAGUUUGUUAACUUUAUGAAAUAUAAGAAGUCCUAAAAAGAAAGCUGGAAAGCUUAGUAAACAUUUGUUAUAAUUUUGGAAUUUAAGUUGUUUUUAUAAAGCACACACAGAGAGAGAGAGAGAGAGAGAGAAUAACAAUAAAUCUGGUCAGACUUGAUGCAUAUGACAUUCUUGUAAAAUUAUCUGCCAUAUCUACAUAUACUCCUUAAAAUUCUUUUAAUUUCAAGGUUUUACGUGAUUCAAUAGGGUAUGUGGUUUUAUUGUGUAACGGGAAUUUUUCAAAGAUGUCCGCAGUGUAUUGAAUAGCUAUAUGCUCUUCAGUGUGUGGGAUAUACAAAAGGAUUAUUGAUGUGUAGUUCUCCCAAAUUAUCUUUAAUAGGAUUUCAACCAACUUUGUGGCAGUAAUGCAGAUACUAAUAUGAUGUAUUGCAUGCUCAUCCUAUUUGAGAAAAUUUAAGAUGUACCACAUCUUCAGAAUUAAAAGGAGGGGGGAGUGGGGUCUUUCGACGGCUAGAGUACUACACCACGUUCCUCCCUAGAAUAAUUUGCAGUUUCCUUAUCUUGCUCAGGGACUGAGUAUUUCAUCGAGUUGGUGGUGAAUAGUUUUGGUUCUUGAUUUGAUUAUUUUGAAGUCAACUAUAUAUCAGCUUAAAGACGGAAUGUGGAUGGUAGUGAUAUCCUGAAAUGUAGCACAUCACAAAUAAAACCCA